Messenger RNA from Macrosiphum euphorbiae (potato aphid), 282 nucleotides. The record is from the annotation of a GenBank genome assembly. NCBI's taxonomy places the organism in Eukaryota, Metazoa, Arthropoda, Insecta, Hemiptera, Aphididae.
AUGCAUCAUUUGUUCUCACUACCAGCUUCUCAGCAGGAGUCUGCAAUUACAUUAAAAACCCUAAUUGAUUGCACUAACAAACAUGUGAGGGCAUUACAAGCGAGGGCAUUACAAGCAUUAGGACGUCCUGCCAAGUAUUGGGAUGACAUACUCGUUCAUCUGGUGUCUACAAAGCUGCCACCUGAGAUGAGGAAGACUUGGGAAAUUGAGUCGACCAGCUAUGUUAACUUUCCCACAUGGCACAAUUUGGGUGAGUUCAUAGAGAAUCGAGUUAAUGCUUAA